CAUUUAAGUGUGAAGAUUGAAACCGAGAAGAUCAGUUCAAGACUAAACCAUCAAAAAAAAAAAUAAAAUGAAUACUAGAAACUAUUUGCAAAUAUUCUUAGUGCUUGCAAUAGCAUUACCCGCUUGCUUUGCGAUCACCGUACAACCGCGUAGUUCAUGGGGUGCUGUAGCAGCUCGUUCUCCCUCUCGCAUUAGAGGCAAGGUGGACUAUGUCAUCAUACAUCAUUCGGAUAAUCCUGGUGGCUGCAGCAGUGCACAACAAUGCAAGACUAUGAUUAAGAAUAUUCAAUCGGAUCAUAAGAACAGACGUAGCUUUAGCGAUAUUGGCUACAAUUUCAUCAUUGCUGGAGAUGGUAAUGUUUAUGAAGGCAGAGGCUAUGGUUUGCAAGGCUCCCAUGCACCAGGAUAUAAUCGCAAUAGUAUUGGCAUUGUAUUUAUUGGUUCUUUUGAAAACACUGCACCUUCCGCUCAAAUGUUGCAAAAUGCUAAGGAUCUCAUUGCUCAAUCAGUGCAGCAAGGUUACUUAAAAGAGGAUUACACACUGUUGGGACAUAGACAAACCAAAGCAACCGCUUGUCCAGGUGAUAAAUUAUAUACUGAAAUCAAGACAUGGCCACAUUGGAAAAACAUCUAAGAUAUUUUCUAAUUAAAUGUUAGGUUCAUUAGAUUCAAAAGAUCAAAUUAUGAAUUAAGAAAGGCUGAUAAGAAUUUUUAUAGAUUAUAGUAUUAAUAAAUAAAAAUUGUAAAUUGCAAUUAAUGAAAUUAAAAUGAAAUUAAAACGUCAAAAUAAAUUUAAA
Teleopsis dalmanni is the source of this 797-nucleotide messenger RNA. RefSeq names its product peptidoglycan-recognition protein SB1-like. Gene Ontology annotation, biological process: innate immune response; peptidoglycan catabolic process. Gene Ontology annotation, molecular function: N-acetylmuramoyl-L-alanine amidase activity; peptidoglycan binding; zinc ion binding. NCBI's taxonomy places the organism in Eukaryota, Metazoa, Arthropoda, Insecta, Diptera, Diopsidae. The transcript is spliced from 3 exons. The record is from RefSeq and is a predicted model, not a curated record. The coding region runs from base 68 to 634 and encodes 188 amino acids.